AUGACUUCCCAGUACAGCGUCCGCAAGGUUGGCGCUCCCUACACCUUGGAGCACCGCGUCUACAUCGAGAAGGAUGGCGUCCCCGUCUCGCCCUUCCACGAUAUCCCGCUCUAUGCCAAUGCCGAGCAGACCAUCCUCAACAUGGUGGUUGAGAUUCCCCGCUGGACCAACGCCAAGCAGGAGAUCUCCAAGGAGGAGCUCCUGAACCCCAUCAAGCAGGACACCAAGAAGGGCAAGCUCCGCUUCGUCCGCAACUGCUUCCCCCACAAGGGCUACCUCUGGAACUACGGUGCCUUCCCCCAGACCUGGGAGGACCCCAACUCCAUCCACCCCGAGACCAAGGCCAAGGGUGACAACGACCCGCUCGACGUCUGCGAGAUCGGUGAGCUCGUCGGCUACACCGGCCAGGUCAAGCAGGUCAAGGUCCUCGGUGUCAUGGCCCUUCUCGACGAGGAGGAGACUGACUGGAAGGUCAUCGUCAUUGACGUCAACGACCCUCUUGCCCCCAAGCUCAACGACGUUGAGGAUGUUGAGCGUCAUCUCCCCGGCCUUAUCCGUGCCACCAACGAGUGGUUCCGUAUCUACAAGAUCCCUGACGGCAAGCCCGAGAACCAGUUCGCCUUCACUGGCGAGUGCAAGAACAAGACGUACGCCAUGGACGUCGUCCGUGAGUGCAACGAAGCCUGGGAGCGUCUCAUCACCGGCAAGACUGCCCCUGGCGGUGUCUCCACCACCAACGUCACCGUCCAGCACUCCAGCAGCCGUGUUGCCCCUGACCAGCUUCCUCCCCUCCCCCCCAACGAGGAUCUUCCCCCUGCCCCCAUCGAUAGCUCCAUCGACAAGUGGUUCUUCAUCAGCGGUGCUUCCGCUUAG
Neurospora hispaniola is the source of this 873-nucleotide messenger RNA. RefSeq names its product putative inorganic pyrophosphatase. The transcript is spliced from 3 exons. Bases 1 to 873 code for a protein of 290 amino acids. Gene Ontology annotation, cellular component: cytoplasm; nucleus. NCBI's taxonomy places the organism in Eukaryota, Fungi, Ascomycota, Sordariomycetes, Sordariales, Sordariaceae. Gene Ontology annotation, molecular function: magnesium ion binding; inorganic diphosphate phosphatase activity. The record is from RefSeq and is a predicted model, not a curated record. Gene Ontology annotation, biological process: phosphate-containing compound metabolic process.